UGCCAUGUGUGGCAAGAGGCACCGCAGGGCUGCUGGGGAUGGCGUGGAGCCACAUGGAAACAGCCCCAUUCCCUGCCCCAGAGUGUGCUGGGAUGGGAAUCCCUUCCUCCAGUGCAGCAGCAGCCAUAGGGAGCACGAUGUGGGGCACAGUGUGGGACUGGCACCGUGGGAUGCUCUGACCAUGCAGCUCCCUUCCCUGUUCCCACUCCAGCUAUUUAAGGCCGGUUCCUGCCGGGACCCGGGCAGGGGACAUGGAGCGCAUGGAUGUGACCGAGACCUUCUCCGGUAUCUCCCUGCCGGGACACCUCCACACGCAGGACUCCCUCAGCUUCGCCGUCUCUUUCCCGUUCCGUCCUUCCGACGUGGUCAUCGCCACCUACCCCAAAUCGGGCACCACUUGGAUGCAGGAGAUCCUGACGCUGCUGUUCAGCCAUGGGGACGUCCUCCCAGCCAAGACCAUCCCAAACUGGGAGCGGGCACCAUGGCUGGAGCAGAUCUACUUCAGGGAGGCCCUGCAGGACAUGCAGGACACGGCUGUGUGCCGGCUCAUCACCACCCAUCUGCCCGCCCGCAUCCUGGCCCCUGCCCUGCAGCAGGGCAAGGCCAAGGUGAUCUACGUGUCCAGGAACCCCAAGGAUGUCGCUGUCUCCUUCUACCACUUCCACCGCUUGGCCAAGUUCCUGCCUGACCCUGGAUCCUUUGACUCCUUCCUCACACAGUUCCUCGAGGGCACAGUGCACUACGGCUCCUGGUUUGACCACGUCAAGGGCUGGCUGGGCCAGCGGCAGCUCCUCAACAUCUUCUAUGUCACCUAUGAGGAGCUGCACCAGGACCUGCGUGGCACCGUGCAGCGGCUCAGCACCUUCCUGGGCUGCCCACUGGAACCGGAGACACUGGCAGCCCUGGAGCAGCACUGCAGCUUUGCCACCAUGCGUGACAAUGCCAUGGCCAACUACUCCCUCAUCCCCAUGGAGAUCAUGGACCACAGCCAGGGAUGCUUCAUGAGGAAAGGUGUUGUGGGGGACUGGAGGGACCACUUCUCCCCAUGGCAAAACGCUCUCUUCAACCGCCUCUAUCAGGAGGAGAUGGGUGCCCUGGAGCUGCCCCUGCACUGGCCCAUGGCCUGAGGGGCUCUGGGGAGCCAGGGAGGCCACUGCACAAUGAGAGCAGCUCCCUGAGCCCUGCUGAAGGGGAUGCAGCCUGCAUGGGGAUCCCCCCAAGCCCCAUGCACCACCCCAGGAGCUGGGGGUCUGGUGUGGGGGGGCUGUGUGCAUGACACCUCCCGGGGAUGGGGGCACUGCUGGCUAUGGAACACAGGGGUCCUGCCCUGGGGGGCAGUGAAUGGCCAUGACCUGCUUCCACCCCAUGGAAAUAAAUAUUUAUUGGUGUUCCCA
This is a messenger RNA of Melopsittacus undulatus (budgerigar), 1394 nucleotides long. Its product is annotated as sulfotransferase 2B1-like. Lineage: Eukaryota; Metazoa; Chordata; Aves; Psittaciformes; Psittaculidae. Bases 252 to 1127 code for a protein of 291 amino acids. Gene Ontology annotation, molecular function: sulfotransferase activity. The record is from RefSeq and is a predicted model, not a curated record. Gene Ontology annotation, cellular component: cytoplasm. The transcript is spliced from 7 exons. Gene Ontology annotation, biological process: sulfation.